This is a messenger RNA of Linum trigynum, 3105 nucleotides long. The record is from the annotation of a GenBank genome assembly. Lineage: Eukaryota; Viridiplantae; Streptophyta; Magnoliopsida; Malpighiales; Linaceae.
UAAUCAGGCCUCUUUUCUUCUUAUGCCUAUUCGAUUUUUUCCCCAACAACCCUGAAAUUGUAUAGCGACAACGGCAAUCCCGCUAGUUUUGAUCUACCAAUUACAACUGUAAGUGUAAAAAGAGCAUUUUCAGCUUUGAGUUAUAUUAAGAACAAGUUUUCAAGUCGAUUUGGCAACCAGUUUGCUAAUACUUAUGUAGUAAGAUACAUUGAAAGAGACUUAUAUAAUAGUGUAGACAACGAAUGUUUUUGCGUUUCUUUCACUAUAUGAAAUUUCUUCGUAGUUGUUUCUGAAAAGUAUCAUUGUAUAAUUGGUUAUUUUUAAUUUAUGAAUGAAUUAUUCAGAUAUAAUUAUUAUUAAUUAUUUUUUUAAAAUAAUUCUUUUAUUAGAUACUUAUAUAUUUAAGUUAUGAAAAAAGGACGAGAGUGGUUUGAAAUGCUGUCUCCGCUACGGACCACAUCCUCUAACGCUUUAGGUAAAAUAUUACGAUUAUUUAUGUGGGUUAAGAGACUAUCAUUGUUCUUGUGAUUUAAGGGAGCUUUUCUUGUGGACAAGACAAUGAUUGUUCGUGCCUUUGCGAUCCAGCGAUCACUCUGCCGCGGCAAGUCGGGAAGUUUGUGAUGUCAUCUAGUCGCUAUUAAUGAAAAGACCCCUUACUGCCGAGGCUUGAUCCAAGAUUGUCAUGCGCUGGCCCAAAACACGGCGGGACUGAAUCAAAACACGGCCGUGUCCAACAUUAGGCACGACCGUGUUUUCCCCAAGGUGUGGCCGUGUUUUUAACACGGGGCAAAACACAGGCGGGUAAAACCAAAGCACGGCCGUGCCCUCGACCGUGUUUUGCCCAGGGUCGGCCUUUUAGGCAAAUUUGAGCCAAAGAAGAAGGGGUUCCGAGUUUUAGAGAGAGAAAGCGACGAACCAGAGUUCCCAAGUGCCCUAGCUUGAUCUUCAUCACCAUUGGAGCCCGACUUGAGCUUGGAGAAGUGCCGAUUAACGACCAGGAGCAGAAACCCAUCCUUCACAGUAUGGUUUCCGCAUCUGAAUCUGCUUUUGCUUCUCUCUCCAUGGAGUAGUUUUCCCAUUCAUCUGGGUAUGGAGAACCCUAGAUUUGUAUGUUAGGUCUGAUUGUAUGAACCCAGGUACAGAUUUUAUGAUUUGAUUAUAUUCAAUUGAGGCUUGAAUGAUUAAAUGACUUGAAUCCUGAUAAAAUUCCUGUUAUUUCUGCUUUAGCCUAGAAAGAGAAUAUCUGCCUAGGUUAAUAGAGCACCCUUAAUUGAAGGUAGUGAAUUGGCGACUUUAGUCGAGGAGACAAUUCACUAUUCUGUAUCGAAUUUACUUCGGUAGUGGAGGUUUGGUUCGUUAGGCCCUCAAUCUGUUUACUCCGUUGGAGGUUAGUCGUCCGCUGGGGACUCAGAUUGAGACGGUCUGGAGACCUUUAGUCGAGACUUCAGACUGUUUAAGAACCUCCCGCAGUAUAACUAUCAUAGAAACUGAACUUGGUAAAUUGCAAUCGGGCUUAACUGCAGUCUAGGGGGAACCAUAUCCAGAUGACCUCUCUCGACUUGAAAACAACCGUUUAAUUGGUUGCUUUACUUGUUUGAAUUGUUUGAACUUGCACUAAAGUUUCACCACUAGAUAAUAAGAAUUCGCUGAGUAGUUAUCACAUCUAGGACCCGGGUUGACAUUAAAACCCAAACCCGCUAUACUACGCUUUAGGAAGUGGUUACACUUGGCCAUUUUCUAGAGUGACAGUAGGAGUGAGUCAAGUUUCUGGCGCCAUUGCCGGGGACGGCUAGGUUGUUGAAGAAACGUGAAUUCUGUUAAUUUAGCUUUUCUUUUCGCAUUGUUUGCUUUGUCUCACUUGUGCCUUCACGGGUUUGCUUGCUUGACUGUGUGCAGGUAGUGCAUGACCCGUAGCCAGUCGGGAAGUUUAAUGUCGUUGAAUCCGUAGCUUGAACGAACUUGUCUCCAACUCAGGAGACAACAGCAAGCUAGACUCGCUACGGAGGAGCACAUAGACGGCCAUUUGAGCAGCGAGUCCGAGGACGAGUACGAGAUGGAAGGAGAUUACAAUCCACACCAGGGGAAUCCUCACCAGGUUCCCCCGGCGAAUCAAAUCAUUGGGAACAACCCCAUACCCCAGGCAGAUGGGGUUCAUCAUCAUCCACCGCCGCGGGGUCUCACCUUGGAGUACUACUACACUCCACGGAUUGCUGACAUUCACCCUGUCAUCCUCUAUCCGCCCAUUCCAGCGAACAACUUUGAGAUCAAGCCAUGCUGGAUUCAACUCAUUACAUCCUCUAUCCAGUUCCAUGGCUUGAAGGAUGAGGAGGCAAGGGUGCAUCUUUCCCGUUUUUUGCAGCUGACGAAUAGGUUCAAGCUAAACGGUGCCCCUGAUGACGCAAUUCGCCUUCACCUCUUUCCCCAUUCUUUGGCGGGGAAUGCUAAGAGGUGGUUGGAGACCCAGCCCGCAUUGUCCAUCACUUCUUGGGAUGAUCUGGCCAACAAGUUCGUGAACAGGUACUAUUCGGCAUCGAAGACCACAGAGAUCCAGCGGGAGAUCACUCACUUCCACCAAGAGCCAGACGAGUCACUUCGUGAUGCAUGGGAGCGGUACAUGGGAUUUUUCUGGCAGUGUCCCCAUCAUGGCUUUAGUGAUGCAUUCACCGUGGGGAACUUCUACAGUGCUCUCUGUCUGGACAGCCAGAGGGUGAUUGAGUCUCUAUGCCCAGGAGGGGAUAUUCUUACUAAGACCCCACCCGAACUCAACCAGAUGAUCAGUACACUGGCUGCCAGAGAUCAUUCAUGGGGGCAAGGCACCAAAGACAGGAAUUCCAGGGAACGUGGUGUGCACGCCAUGGAGGCCAGGUCCGGGCUCGAGCAGCAGGUGGCCGAGUUAGUGCAGACAUUGAAGCAGCCCAACAGUCUUAUUCCGUGAAGAGGUUUGGCUACACCUCCAGUAGCUCAAUGUCAGUGGUAUGAGAGCCCAAAUCAUCUGUUGGAAGACUGCCAGGGUAUGCGGGAGUCAACUACUCCCCAAGAGCAGUUGGACUUCAUCGCCAAUGCUUGGCACUUUGACCCCUACAGCAAUACAUACAAUGAGGGGUG